Salmo salar (Atlantic salmon) is the source of this 905-nucleotide messenger RNA. The record is from RefSeq and is a predicted model, not a curated record. NCBI's taxonomy places the organism in Eukaryota, Metazoa, Chordata, Actinopteri, Salmoniformes, Salmonidae.
CCUCUCUCUCUACAGGGUGUUGUGGUAAAGAACAUGUCCUUCAAGUUGGGCCAGACUCUGACCAUCACAGUGAUCCCUAACUCUGAAGCAACACAUUUUGUCAUCAACUUGGGCAACAGUGACGAUUACCUCGCCCUGCAUAUGAGCUUUCGCUUCGACGCUCACGGAGACACUCGGACCGUGGUGUGUAACUCCUACCAUGGAGGCAUGUGGUUUGAGGAGCACAAAGAGGCACAAUUCCCUUUCAACCAGGGAGAGAAGUUUAAGACAAAUAUCACCUUCACCAAGGAGCAGUUCCUAGUAGCUCUUCCCGACGGCUUGGUGAUCCACUUCCCCAAUCGCCAAAGAGACGAAAAGUAUAAAUGCAUCGACUUCGAGGGCGAAGUCAGGAUCCAGAGCAUCGAGAUCAUUUAGAGAUGAGUUUUAAGUUAGUUUUAAUGCUGCCAUUCCUAACCAAUGGAUGGAGCCACUAACAGUGAAAUCUACAAGUAAAAUAUAUAUUUUACAAUAGCAGCCCAUUACAAGCUUGGAAGUGUUGAAAUGUGAAAAGUUCCCUGGUAGUUAAAUUAAUAUCAAUUGUUUUAUUGAAGAUAAAUGUGUCUUUCAUUAAUGUGGAACAAUCAUUCCAGAUCAUUCCAGAAGUGGUUUAAGAAAAGUGCAAAAUAUUUGUUAAUUAAAAUGAUUUUUUUUUGAACCAUUUCAGAUUGUAUCUUCCUUUCUGUAAAUGUGUGAUUCUAAUCAGCAUGUUUUCUUUUCGUAAAUGUCUGUGUAGUUAGAUAUCGUUUCUGCAUAAUAGCGCUUUGGAUAGGCUAGUAUUCUUCAGUGACUUUAUUACAUGCAUAACAAGAUGUUAGGCUACAGAUUAAUGAAUGUAGCCUCAUUAUAAAUGCAUUAAAUCAGCGAUG